Molecule: messenger RNA, 1131 nt
Organism: Trichoplusia ni (cabbage looper)
Lineage: Eukaryota; Metazoa; Arthropoda; Insecta; Lepidoptera; Noctuidae
Exons: 2
Coding region: 136-1044 (302 amino acids)
Source: RefSeq, a predicted model, not a curated record
UGAUGGGUAUGGAGCGUUCAGACGGUUCAGUCAGUGGAGAGCAGCGAGUCGGUCAAGUUGUGUUCAUAAGCGAGUGAGUGUUAUUGGAUUUGGAACCAUUGUGAUCGCCUUGGGAUCUUUUGUGUCAGAUCCAGAAUGGAGGCAAUAAUGUCAGAGGGCGCUACAAAAGAAAAUAUAAUGCAACCAACGACACUUCAAGAGGCAAUAAACAUUAUUAAAUUCCUGAACACGACACAUAAACAAGAAGUUGUAAGGCUGAAGGAAGCAUAUACGAAACAAGCUGAAGUUAUAAAGAAAUUGGAAUCGAACAGGAAAAAGGAAUUGGAAUUCCUAUCGGGUGAAUUGCAAAAAUACGAAGUAAAUUUGGCUUUAAGGACAGAAGCGGUCUCGAAACAACUCGCGCAGAAGGAUAUUGUUAUACAGAAACAAGCAGAAAAAAUUGAAGAAAUGAGCAAACAAUUGAAACUGCACGAAUUAAAUGCUAGCGUACCAGAAAUAAACAUAAUGGUCGAUUCCAAUUCUGAUUCUGGCGUUGCGUUGGAACAUGAAGACAGUAAAACUGAGGAAACGAAGCCAGAGGUUAAAACUACAAGAAAAUGCAGCAGAAGGUUCGGAGAUACAAUAAGUUUUCUUCGUAGGGUGGACUUUUCUCCCAUUAAAUACAAACCAUCAAAUAGGGAGGGUGCUAAAAAGAAGGAUGAUAAGAAGAACAAACUACAAGUACCUUCUACGGAUAAAAGGGUAUUCGAUCGCCAGAUAAGUAAUGACAAAUCUCCGAGUGAUGACGAAAGACAUGUCACUGAUGAUUCCAUUUUCUCAGACAGUGGUAUUGAGCCUCUAGUCAUCAGACCGAAUAAAGUUAAUGAUAGUAUGAAUAACCACUUCUCUGACGAUGGAAGCGAGGACACCAGUGAAGAAAUCUUCGACAGAGUCAUGACCAGAAGCAGCAUCCGGCGAUCCGUAAAAGCAAACCCGAAAUACAAGAAAAUAAAUAGAAGUAAAUCGAAACUUUUAGAACAGGUCAAAGUUAAUAUAGUAGAUUGAGAAUUUGAAUUUAUACAAUUUUUAUAUUAUAGAACAUGUGCAAUCCCGAUGUAACCGUAUGAAAUUAUUAAAGUCUGUUUUAUCUAA